This is a messenger RNA of Closterium sp. NIES-65, 2400 nucleotides long. Lineage: Eukaryota; Viridiplantae; Streptophyta; Zygnematophyceae; Desmidiales; Closteriaceae. The record is from the annotation of a GenBank genome assembly.
AUGGACUCCAUUCCGGAGUUCGACGAAGAGAUUGAGAUGAUCGGGAGCGAGGAGGAGCGACGGGUGGCCGUGGCGAUGGGCGGCGGGGGGGGAGGUGCUGCGGGGAUGGGCGGCGGGGGGAAAGGUCCUGGGGGGCUGGGAGGGGGAGCUGGCGCUGUGGGGAUGGGGGCCGGAGGGGGCGCUGUGGGGAUGGGCGCGGAUGGGCUGGGGAAGGGGAAGGGGAAGAUGAGUCCGAGUGAUGAGGAGGCGGCAUAUAGGGCAACCAAGGAGGAGAGCGCUCCUUCAGGGGGUACGUCUCUGGUUACCCCUGGGGCUCCCCCGGGGGUGGCACCUCAGGGGAAUGAUCGACUGCAGCAGCAGCAGCAGCAGCAGCUGCAGAGGACGGUGUGGGAGCUUCGCUCAGGCGUUGCUCCUGCUGCUGCGGCUGCUGCUGCUGCUACUGCUGCCGCUGCUGCUGCGACGGCCACUGCUCCUGCGAAUGGUACUGCUCGUGGUGGUGGGAGCUCCAGGAAUCAUCGCACCAAGUCUGAUUCAGCUGCUCGUGGCAAUGCCACCACUCGUGGUGGUUCUGCUGCUGCUGCUGCUGCUGCUGCUGCUGCUGCCAGCCCCCACCUCACUGCUGCAACCGCUCCCAACGCUGCUAUCUCUCCUGCUGCUCCUCCAUCCGCCCCAGCAUCGUCUCUCCCUUCCCCCCCUCUUCCCUCCUCACCUCCUCUCGCCCCCAACGUCUCCCCCGCCUCCCCCACUCUCUGGUACACCCCGCUCUCUCCCAUUCUCCCCGGUCCCCCCAAUGGAACCCCCCAGCACCGCUCUAAACCCCGCAGCACCCCGUCCUCCUCCCCUUCCGACUCCACCUUCAGCACCCUCACCACGGGUAGCAAACCCAACUCCUCCCCUGUUCCCUCUUCGUCCCCCGCCUCCUCCUCCGCCUCCCCUCCGCCUGCUUCUAUAGCCUCUUCCGCCCCUGGGGGCGGCCUCUGCCCGGGGAUAGACGGCGGGAUAUGCAACUUCCGCAUGUCGUCCCGCACGCAUUUCCUCCUCAUGCGUUUCAUCUCGCUUUUCACCGUGCUUUCCGGCCUCGGAUACCUCUCCUGGAAAUGCUACAUGGUGGGGCGGAACAUAACCCAAGCUGGACCGGCCUGCCUGCUCUUUCUCUCCACCGAAAUCCUCGUCUUCCUCUCUUCCUUCAUGCUAGUCGUUGAGUUGUCCAAGCCGGCGAAAGAGAGGAAGGCGCUGAGUCUACCCCCCUCGGGGCCGUUUCCCCGGGUUGCGAUUCUCAUCUGCUGUUGUAGUGAGAAGAUAGAUGUGAUUCAGGACACGGUUAAAGGUGCUAUGAAUCAGAAUUACCCCGGGGAGAGGUACUCAGUGUGGGUGCUGGACGACGGGGGGGAUGACGAGCUUAAAGCCUGGGUAGAAGCAGAGGCUAUGGAGGGGUGGAGCGGAGGAGGUGGGGGAAGCGGCGGAGCAGGAGCAGCAGGAGCAGAAGGAGGGGAAGUAGGAGGAGUGGAGGUGGGGCAGGAUCAGAGCGAGCAGAGCCAGCUGCAGCGGCAGCAGCAGCUGAUGGUGCUGCAGCAGCAGCAGGGUCGGCGGCUGUUCUACCUCCGUCGCCCCAAGAAGAAAGAUGUGCCUCACCACUUCAAAGCAGGGAACAUCAACUACGGUCUUCACUUCGCCUGCGGGGAGUUUGUCGCAGUGUUGGAUGCGGAUAUGAUUCCGUCGCCCUUCUUCUUGUCGGCGCUGCUGCCGCAUAUUGUCGGGGAGGAGAAGGGCGACGUGGCAUUCGUGCAGUGCCCACAGUCGUUUUACAAUAUUGUCAAGGGGGACCCUCUGAACGACUCGUCACAAGACUUCUACGAUGUUCUGCUGCCCUACAGGUUGCCCCCUCCCCAGUCGUUUUACACCAUCGUCAAGGGGGAUCCGCUGAAUGAUCGUUCGCAAGACUUUUACGACGUUCUUCUGCCCUACAGUGCCCAGUGCGUGGGUACAGGAGUCAUUUUCCGCGCUGCCCACCUGCGAGCAAUCGGCGGGUUCACAGUGGGGUCGAUUACAGAGGAUUUCGAUACCGCUAUGACGCUGCAUGCCAGGGGUUACAAGACGGCCUAUGUCAACCAGCGUCUGCAAGCAGGACUCGCCCCCUGGAGUCUGGAGGGGUACAUCAAGCAGCACCAGCGGUGGGCCACAGGCAGCCUGCAGAUUCUGUUACACCGUAACCCGCUUCUGCUCCGCGCACCCAAGUUCAGCUUCUACCGCCGCAUCUCCUACUGGUAUGCUGGUAAGUACCUCAGGCCCUUCACCCCUAUGCUUGCUGGGCCGCUUGUGAGUCUCACGUCCCUGCAUCCCCACGUAGACUUGAGAGUUUAUAUAAGUUAUGAUACUACUUCUGAGGCGCGUCAAAAGUAG